AUGGCGCAGAGUCGGCUGCACAGGUGCGCCACAAGGACGCCACAGGAGGACAAGGCUGUUAACAAGCAGGGCGGCGGCGACGGCGCGCUGCCGGGAUUAGCUGCACGUCACCUGAGCGUCCCGCCGCCAGGUGCGCUGCCGUCGUCCGGGGGAUCCCCGAGGCCGCCGGCUGCCGCGGGCUGCCCGUCACCUGCCCUCAGCGCCGCGGGGGGAUUCCCCCGCAAGCUGUUGUCACUGUGUGUGCCAGCCUCCGUCGCCUGCAAUCUUUUGUCAAAUUUUAGCAUCAGAAAUGGCACUUUGGCACGACUCUCGUCGCUGAUGAGGACGUGUUUGUGUGUUGCAGUGCUGCGCGACGAAUUCCGUGCGGAGCCGAAGAACACACGCGUGGCGCAGGGCGACACGGCGCUGCUAGAGUGUGGCCCCCCACGGGGACAUCCCGAGCCCUCGGUCACGUGGCGCAAGAACGGACACCCGCUGGACCUCGACUCCAACAAGAGGCUGCGGCUGGUGGACGGCGGCAACCUGGCCAUCACGGACGUGCGUCAGAGCGACGACGGGCGCUACCAGUGCGUCGCCAGGAACUCGGCCGGCGUCCGCGAGUCGGCCGUAGCGCAGCUGCGGGUGCACGUGCGGCCGUUCCUGGUGCGCGGGCCGGAGGACGCGGUGUCGCUGGCGGGGGGCGCGGUGCAGUUCACGUGCCGCGUGGGCGGCGACCCGCCCCCGGAGGUGCUGUGGCGGCGGACGGCGGGCGGCGGCUCCAUGCCGCUGGGCCGCGUCCACAUCCUGGAGGACCGCAGCCUGCGCGUGCAGGACAUCACGCCCGAGGACGAGGGCGAGUACAGCUGCGAGGCCGACAACGCCGUCGGCUCCGUCACCGCCUCCGCCACCCUCACCGUGCACUCGCCGCCGUCUCUGACGCUGCGGCCAGCCGAGCUGACGGUCGAGCAGCGCCGCGACGCCGUGUUCGAGUGCUCGGCGUCGGGGAAUCCCCGGCCGUCCGUCUUCUGGUCCGUGUCGGGGGCCAAGGCGCUGCUCUUCUCCGGAGCCUCCAACGGCCGCUGGGCCGCCUCCACCUCUCCCGAGGGCAGCGCGGUCCUCACCCUCCAGGGCGCGACCCGCAACGACUCGCGCAGCUGGGUGACGUGCUCGGCGGUGAACGCGGCCGGGUCGGCGGUGGCGCGCGCGCGGCUGCGCGUCGUGGCGCCGGAGGACCUGCCGCCGCCGGUGAUCGCCCUGGGGCCCGCCAACCAGACGCUGCCCGUGCAGUCGGUGGCGCUGCUGCCGUGCCGCGCCGCGGGCAGCCCGCCGCCCGUGAUCACGUGGUACCGCGACGGCGCGCCCGUGCUGCCCGGCCCGCGCGUCAACGUCUCCGCCUCCGGCACGCUGCAGAUCAACGACCUGGAGAAGCGAGACAGCGGCCUGUACACGUGCGUGGCGUCUUCGCGCAGCGGGAAGGCCACGUGGAGCGCCAGCCUGCGUCUCGAGCUGCCCACCAACCCCAACAUCCACUUCUUUCGCGCGCCGGAGCCGUCCACGUUCCCCGGUCCGCCGAGCCGGCCGCACGUCGUCAACGUCACCGCCUCCAGCGUCACCAUCCAGUGGACGCGCAACAACAAGAUCGGCUCCUCGUCCCUACUCGGCUACCAGGUGGAGCUGUUCGGGCGCGACGAGUCCGCGGGCGGCGGCGGCGGCGGCGGCUGGGUGGUGGCGGCGCGCCGCGUGCCCGGCCCCGGCUACACGCAGCACCACCUGGCGGCCGGCGUCACCUACACCUUCCUGGUGCGCGCCGAGAACUCGCACGGGCUGUCGCCGCCCAGCCCGCUGUCCGAGCCGGUGACGGUGCCCGCGGGCGCCGCGGCCGCGGCCGGCAGGGCCGACGAGGAGCGGCUGCUGGCCCGGGCGACCGCCAGCCUGCUCGCCGGCCACAUCGUCGAGCUGGCCGACGCGCAGCCCGUCGCCUCCACCGCCGUCAAGCUCGUCUGGGAGAUCUUGAGUGCAGAGUUUGUCGAGGGCUUCUACAUAUACUCAAGACCACUGGAUGGAGUUCGCGUGCCAGGAGCCUACAAUGUGCUGACAGUGCUGCAUGCUGGAGAAGCAUCAGGUUUCCAAGUGUCUGGCCUAGCAAAGUACACACGCUACGAGUUCUUCCUUGUGCCCUUCUACAAGACUGUUGAUGGCCGUCCUUCUAACUCAAGAACUGUACGCACUCUGGAAGAUGUUCCAUCUGAACCACCAACACAAAUAGAAGCUACUUUGCUAAAUGCCACUGCAGUGUAUCUGAAGUGGAAACCACCACCUGCAAGCUCACACAAUGGUGUUCUGAGAAGCUAUCAGGUUGUGGUACGCACAGGAGGAACUGCUGAAAGCAAUACUUCAAGGGUACUCAGCAAUGUGACAGUGAGUGCAACGAGUCCCACCCUGCUGCUGACCAACCUAACUGCCGGUGUGACGUACAUUGUCCAGGCAUCCGCUGUCACCCGAGCUGGUCCAGGGCCUGCCAGUGCUCCAGCCACUCUCAGACUUGAUCCUGCCUCACGGCUACUGCUCAGAGACCACCAUAACAGGCAACCUGUAGGAAAUGAUCCAAGCCUAAGCCCUGGAAUUAGUGGAAAUGACUUCCUCACAGAGACCUGGUUCAUUGCUUUGCUGGGAAGCAUGGUUGCAGUAAUGGCAUUGCUUUUUGCUUCCAUGUUCCUUGUGAGACGCAGACAACUCAUGGCAAAGAAAACCACUCUGCACGAUUCACGGCCAAAUACCAAUGUGCUUCCUGCUCCUUUAAAUCUAAAGGCAGCAGUCGGUUUGACACCCAGUUCCCAUGACUCUUCGCUCUGGAUAGAAAAUCGCCCAACUCCUAGCUGUUGGAGAUCAUCAGAAACACGCACCAUAACUACUGGUGGCUCUGUAACACCAACAAUGAAAGAAUGUAUAGAUAAUGGAAUGCUUGAACCGACUCCAGCAUAUGCAGAAACUGGGAUUCGGUCAACACCGUCUUAUGAAGCAGGAGACACACAAGCUGAAAAUGAGCACAUGCCAGCUUAUGCUGAGGUAGAUGCUGCACAUACCACAUUAAGCACUUUCCAAGGUUACAGAAAUGGUGAUGAAAGUCCAGCUCCUUACGCAACAACCACCUUGGUUGGCAGCUCACGGCACAAUAUUGGAAAUGUGGGCUGGCAUCCAACUUGUCACCCAGUAGAUACGGAUGAAACGGCCUAUCCACAGAAUUCCAAUGGCUUCUUUGGAAGAAAUGUAUAUUCUGAUUCAUAUUUUUUUAGUGCACAGUGUGCAAAUGGAUAUGCACUUCACACAGGACUGCCGAGCACACACAACAACGUUACAGGAAGAAAGGCAAUGUCAGAAAUGGGUCCAAGUAAUGGUCCCACUCCAUCACCUACGCCAACAAGUACACUUCGAAGGAUACAUCGGAGAUCACAGAAGUCCAUUCCAAGACCUGAGCAUCAAGAAUAUGCGAAUCAAGCUCAGAGCAAUGGUCUAAGGGAAAGUCAGUGCUUUUCUGAACCACCUCCAGAUGUCAUCACACCUCCUUCACAACAAACAAACAAUAGCAACCAGAUGCAGCCAUCAUGGAAAGGACACACAACGUGUGGGGUGAAGCCAAUGUUGUUAUUAACUUCAGUGCCCAACACAGACCCAUACAAGGGGUCACAAAUAAUUAAAGACUUGCCACAUGCAACAAAUAAUUAUAAUGCUCACAGUCUGUCCAGCUUUGCGGUGCCUUAUCCUGCCUAUGCACCAGUCACUAGGCAUGGACAGUAUCAAUCAGUGUAUCACCAGUCAUCUCAAAGUGAACCUGGAAAUCACAACAGUCAUGGCACAUAAACUACUAUGUCAUACUGUAUCUGUUUUGUAAAGCAUGUUCAAACUAUGUCAGCUCAGUGACUGAUAAUCAUUUAAAAGGACAAUGUAUAGUUUUCCAUUUAAAUGAGGUGUACGUCAUUUGAUAAGAAGAAACCUGACUUUUUAUGAGAUCUGUACAUACUCCCAGUUAAUAAAUUUAUUUUUACCAUUGAAUCCUUACCAUUGUAUAAUUCAAAAUACUAUGAUGAUGCUGAGAGAGAACAAGCAGUAUCUGGUAUUGAAAGUAUUAAGACAACUAUAUGUACUGUAAAUGUCAUGAUCUGUUGAACUUUUAGAGAACUGAACUAAGCAAGAACAUAUUAAUACUGCUCUCUUUAUGAACUGACUAAACCUAAUGUCUGUUCCCCUCCAUUAUGUUUCAAGUCAAAUAUCAUAACAACAUCAAAUUCUUUCAGCCAUAGCACUUCUACAAUUGUCUAACUGUGAUAAAUGUGUUAUUAUUGCUGUUGUUACCCUUUUUAUACUCAUGGACUAUAUGUAUGCUACAAGAGAUUUAUUUCCUUUAUUGCUUCUUAUUCCAGCUUACAUGUUGUGAAUUGGUAACAGUAAUAAAUAAAUGGACAAUGUCACUAUCAGGAUCAAAAAUUUUUGAAUGUAGAUAAGUGUAUACAUCAUAAAUUAAUGCAUUUUCAGCUUGAAGGUCACACUAACAUUUUUUUUUCCUUGUAUGUAAAAAUAUGAAGACAGAAUUCAUGACUUUAGUGAGGUCUUAUGUGUUAUAAAAGUUAUUGUGAAGACUGGCAGGCAGGCAGCAUAAAUAAAGGACAAAUGAGAAUAUAUCUAAUAACUGCAUUUCUUUCUGAAUACUGAGUUGUUUCUUGACAGAGUUGCAUGAUAAUCAGUAACUCAGUGUUAGUACAAUUUUCAAGCAGACCUAUUUGUGGCAAAUAAUAUUUAGUUAGAAAAUUUCAUUUGAGAUGAUGUCCCUAGCAUACAUUAUCCUUCAGAUCACAAAUCCCUGUAGAAAAAAUAAGAAAGAAUAAUACAAACACACACACACACACACACACACA
This is a messenger RNA of Schistocerca cancellata (South American locust), 4889 nucleotides long. RefSeq names its product protein sax-3-like. The transcript is spliced from 17 exons. The coding region runs from base 1 to 3837 and encodes 1278 amino acids. Lineage: Eukaryota; Metazoa; Arthropoda; Insecta; Orthoptera; Acrididae. Gene Ontology annotation, molecular function: protein binding. The record is from RefSeq and is a predicted model, not a curated record.